AUGACUUCUGGAGAUGCACCUUUGGAAUUCAUUGGAAUUGAGAAAAUUGGCUCGAAGCCAAAAAGCAAACAGUUUUAUCCGUUUGCUUAUUCGUUGCUUGAUACGAUGAAGGAAACUUAUUGUUGGACGUGUUUGAAGAAAGAAGUUGAAGUGUGAGUUUGAAACAUUUUGGAGUUAGGAUAAGUUAGGAUGAGAAUCAAAUUCCAGAACUUGUAAAACCUGCAACAUUGCCAAAUUCUGCACAUCCGAAUGCGAAUCGGCCGGCUCUUUUGAUCACAAAUACGAAUGUCCAGCUCUCCAAAAAUUCCCAGAACUCAAAAUCGAAGAACGAAUGUUGCUUCGAAUUGUCGGAAGAUAUCUUGAUAUCCAAAAUGGAGUCGACAAAAAAAUCGCAGAUUUUUAUAAAAAUCGCGAGAGUUCAAGAAGUGUGAUGGAGAUUUGGCAUCAUUGUGAAGAAAUGAAGAAUGAUGUGAAUGCGGUCAGAAAUUUUGAUCGUAAGUUUUUUUUUUAAUUUUUUUUUUAAAUAAAAAUCAACGAUUUCAGGAAUUUACAACGCGAUCGAGGAAUUUUUGGGAAAAAUCGAUAAAGAUAUCGUAUUCCAACUUCAUUCAAGAAACUUUAUUAAUCGUCACAGUAUUUCGAAUCCUGAUUAUUUGAUUGAAAUUGGCAAAGGUUUAUAUCUCGAUCUCUGUCGAUAUGAUCACUCAUGUCGUCCAAAUGCGGUAAGUGUUUUUGUUUUCUUAAAAAAAAUUUCGAACGUUUUUUUUUGUUGCAGAUUUAUAGCUGUAAUGGUACUGUAGCAUCGUUGAGAGCACUUCACGAUAAUGUUGAUUUGGAAGAUGUUGAAAAAACACAUUAUACUUAUAUUGAACUUCCACCGUAAGUUUUUUAAAAUAUUAGAUCAUCAGCCCAAACAUUUUCCAGCUGCAAAAUCCAACGUCGUCACAUGCUCAAAGAAACCUGGUACUUUGAAUGUCAUUGUGAAAGAUGUGAUGAUCCAGCAGAUAAUUGGCUAACAUCAGUCAUUUGUCCGACUUGUAUAAACGGCAGUGAAUUCCGUAACACAAUUAAAAUCCAUGGCCCAGAAGCGUAUGCGAAUCAGGAAACUUUGGAAAUUAUUUGUUCGCGUUGUCAAACAACACUUGAUCGAGAAUAUGUGUAUUUUGCAUUGGAGGGAAUGAGAACUAUUCGACAGACUUUGGAUGGAGCGACUGAUGUUUCGGUGAGAUUUUAGAUCUUCAAAAUUAAAAAAAUACAUUUCAAAGGUGAUUUUGUUUUCAAAUUGUCUGCUCCCAAGAGAACGAAAAUCUUCCAAAAUUUUCUACAAAUUUUUAUCAACAAAACUGCUCCAUCAAACUAGAAAAAAAUUUCAGACUGAUACAAUGGAACUGCUGAAAAUCUACCAAGGAGCAUUGAUCAGUUAUGAAAGAGUGCUGCCAAUGUCCAAUUCAUAUUUCUGUCAAUUAAUUGCUGUAAGUUUACCCCAAUGAAUCUGAAAUUCAAGAUUUCAUCUCAAAAUUUUCCAGGCCAUGAUUCCGUUGGUUCAACGAGCAUCAAUGACUCGACGUGAAAGAGCAAUUGCAUCUCUAGAUCUUCACGCAAAAUGUGAACCUUUUGUCAGAUAUGUUUAUAGAUAUGCUCAUCCUUCAAAAGCGAUGCAUUUUUUGUAAGUCUGAAAAUCUGAUCUGAAAAAAAAACAAUGUUUUCCAGACAAAUGGGUCAACUUCACGAUGAGUUGGGAAAUGGCAAAGAGGCCGCAAGAUAUUUGAUUGAAGCUCAUCGAAUUAUGGAUUAUUUAUUUGGACCAGGACAUUAUUUAUCAAAUCAAACCAAGAAUUUGAUGAAUUAUGUUUUGCAAACAUUAAAAACAUUCCAGAAGAAUUUUGUGAAUGUUUUGGAACGGGUUCCUGAAGCGAAAGACGCGUUGAAUCAACGAUUUUUGAUGAAAGAUGAAAAAUUGGCAAUCAAAGAGGCGGCGAAAAAUAAGAAGAACAAGAAUAAGAAAAAUAAACAUAAGGGGAAACAAUAUAUUCAGGAGAAAAAUGUUGAAAAUGAUGAAUUGGGUGAUUUACCGGAGUUGAUUUCACAAAUUUGA
Messenger RNA from Caenorhabditis angaria, 2095 nucleotides. The record is from the annotation of a GenBank genome assembly. Lineage: Eukaryota; Metazoa; Nematoda; Chromadorea; Rhabditida; Rhabditidae.